CAGGUAAGGGUUAAAAGGUAUGGGCCAGCCCAGUUCCUGUCCAGGUAGGCUGGGCCUUUACCUAGUGGGAGGCAGCCAAGGCAGCAGUCACUGCUGUUCACUUCUACUGCCAGGAGAGCUAGGGCCUGGAGGAGACAACUGUGCUUUUUGAGCUAUUCGAGGCUGUCAUACAGCACUUUGGCAUUGGUGAGACUCCUGGCUGUGACCUAUGGGCCUCUAAGGAGGCAUUGUAAGUCUGCCCAGCUUCCCACUCACUGUGUCAGCACUCAAUGGGAAGGGAACCAAGGUAAGGCCAAGUGGGUCCAGACAUUGACACAGACUCUGAGUGGGCAGGCCAGGCUUUGUCCAGCCACCAGCCACAGCCUCCAGACAGUACAAGGAUGGAAGUCAAAGGUCAGCUGAUCAGCUCCCCUACCUUCAAUGCCCCAGCUGCCCUGUUUGGAGAGGCUGCCCCCCAGGUGAAGUCAGAGCGUCUUCGAGGGCUGCUUGACCGCCAGCGGACCCUGCAAGAGGCCCUGAGCCUGAAGCUUCAAGAGCUCAGGAAAGUCUGUCUGCAGGAGGCGGAGCUAACUGGCCAGCUGCCCCCUGAGUGCCCACUGGAGCCUGGUGAACGUCCUCAGUUGGUACGCCGGAGACCCCCUGCAGCACGUGCCUACCCUCCACCACACUCGAACCCAGUACACCACUCCUUGUGUCCUGCUGAGGAGCUGGCUCUUGAGGCCCUGGAGCGUGAGGUGUCUGUGCAGCAACAGAUCGCAGCUGCUGCUCGCCGCCUGGCCCUGGCCCCUGACCUUACUGGAGAGCAGAGGCGGCGGCGGCGCCAAGUGCAAGUGGAUGCCCUGCGGAGGCUGCAUGAGCUGGAAGAGCAGCUCAGGGACUUCCGGGCCCGCCUUGGCCUCCCAGUGCUGCCACUAUCUGCAGGAGCACUAGUCAAUGCCCAGGGUGUCUGCCUGGGUACACGUCUUGCUCAGCUCAGCCAAGAGGAUGUAGUUCUGCACUCGGAGAGCAGCUCCCUCUCAGAGUCAGGGGCCAGCCAUGAUAAUGAGGACCCUCAUAACUGCUACUCUCUACCUGAGCGCCCCUCACCACCAAAGGCCUGGGACCAGUUUCGGGCAGUAUCAGGGGGGAGCCCUGAGCGGCGAGCCCCAUGGAAACCUCCCCCUUCAGAUAUUUAUGGGGACCUGAAGAGCCGGCGCAACUCUGUGGCCAGCCCCACCAGCCCCACCCGCUCGCUGCCCAGGAGUGCCUCCAGUUUUGAGGGGCGAAGUGUGCCUGCCACCCCUGUCCUCACCCGGGGCACUGGCCCCCGGCUCUGCAAACCGGAAGGCCUCCAUUCUCGCCAGUGGUCGGGUAGUCAGGACUCCCAGAUGGGCUUUCCUCGGCCUGACCCUGCUUCGGAUCGGGCCUCCCUCUUCGCAGCUCGCACCCGCCGCAGCAAUAGCUCUGAGGCCCUGCUGGUGGACCGGGCAGCUGCUGGGGGAGCAGGAUCUCCACCUGCCCCCCUGGCUCCCCCUGCUGCUGGUCCCCCAGUCUGCAAGAGCAGUGAGGUGCUGUAUGAGCGCCCCCAACCAGUCCCUGCCUUCUCCUCCCGCACCGCUGGUCCCCCAGACCCUCCUCGGGCUGCCCGACCUAGCUCAGCUGCCCCUGCAUCCCGUGGACUCCCCCGACUCCCACCUGUGUGUGGAGACUUCCUCUUGGACUAUUCAUUGGACCGGGGCUUGCCCCGUGGUGCUGGUGGGGCAGGUUGGGGGGAUUUGCUGCCUGCUCCUGAAGUCCCAGGACCCCUUUCCCGCAGAGAUGGGCUCCUUGCCAUGCUCCCUGGCCCUCCACCCAUAUAUGCAGCUGAUGGCAGCAGCCCCCUUCUCCGCAGCAAAGACCCCAACACCCGUGCCAUUCGUUCCAAGCCCUGUGGCCUGCCCCCAGAAGCUGUGGAGGGUCUGGAAGUGCAUCCAAACCCAUUACUCUGGAUGCCGCCACCCACCCGGGUACCUCCAGCUGGUGAGCGAGGUGGCCAUAAGAACCUUGCCCUGGAGGGGCUCCGGGACUGGUACAUCCGGAAUUCGGGACUGGCCAUGGGGCCCCAGCGCAGACCUAUGCUCCCACAUGUGGGCCCAACACACGCACCCUUCCUCCAUGCCCGCUGCUAUGAAGUGGGCCAGGCACUAUAUGGUCCUCCCAGCCAGGCACCGCUCCCGCACUCGAGGAGUUUCACAGCACCCCCUGUCUCCGGCAGGUAUGGGGGUGCUUUUGCUGAUGGGUAGGGGUAUUGAUUCAGAUGCUGAAUGUAUCCUGACCAGGGAGCACUUUGUCAAGAUAGCUGAUGAGUGGGACCACAAGGAAACUAGCUGCGGUCUUGGCAUGGGGUCACUUUAUCAGACAUGACCUGCAUUAGUCCUUAGGGUCCUGGUGAGGGGGAUCUUGGAUGUUGGUAGCAGGAGUUCUUUCCCAAGCUUUAGAGGGAUUUUUCUAUUCUCCCUAGUACAUGACAGCUGGCAGUGAGUCUUGAAGUCAGGGUGCUGGGAAGAAGGGACAUACGUGCUCCAUGGCUUUCUCUUCUAAACUCCAUACCCCAUGCUUAAGAGCCUGAAGGUGCUGUCCUGUGCCUGUCUCCACCUCUUUAACAAGCCUCUUUUCCUCUCUCUGUGUGUGUCUUGUCUGUCUCUUCCUCUCUUCCCUUCCCUUCCCUGUCUUCCGGAUUCCUGCUGUCCUUUCUAAAGAUACUACACGGACUUCCUGUAUCCCCCGGAGCUGAGCGCUCGUUUAAGUGACCUGACGCUAGAGGGGGAACAGUCUUCCAGUUCUGAUCCCCAGACCCCAGGGACAUUGGUCUGACCCUUCCUGAUAAGCCUCUUGUUGGUCUGGACAUAGUCCAGUCUGGGGAAUAUACAGUCAACCUCGCUGAGCCCUGGGAUGUGGUUGCUCUUGGUUCUGAGGGACAAGUGCUUGAUCUCACAGGACCCCUGGCUUCUUUGGGGCCCAGAAGGAUGUCCGAUACCCCUGGCAUCUCUUCUCAUCCUGUGCUGGGGGACUGGAGGGCCCCAGCUAGCUUCAAAGAGGGGGAUAAUAGUUUGGGGACACUGCCCCUUCCUCCAUUUCUGUUUACAGUUGUGAUUUAGUAGUCACUGUCUUUGCCCAACACAAGGUGUUUUAUAAAAGGGAAACUGUGAGCUCAUUCCUGGUUGGGUUCAUUCCUGUCCCUAUGCCCAGCCUGUUCCAUUCAGGAGCCACCACCCCACCUCAACAAAAUGGACCAUAUAGAAUCUCGGGGGUUAAGAGACCGCUGUGAACAGAACCCCCUGCCUCCUCCCACUAGAGUUCCUGGACAGAUGGGCUCCUGUCCACAUUUGGAAGGACGGAAGUCUAGGUGGGGUGCCUGAAGGAGCUGUUGUCUCUGUCUCUGCCCGUGGCCUCUGUGCUGACCUCUCCAAGUCAGGAGGCUAUACAAGAGUUUGUCAAGAAGCAGAGCCAUUUCAGUAUGUCACAUCCUGGGAUGCUGCAGUGGUUAAACCUGGCAACUGAUCGAUGCCAGCAAAACCCUCAGGUGACAUCUGGCCAUGGGCCACAGGCCACAUCAUGUCCUCCUUGACAUUCCUCUAUUUACCACUUUUUAAACAAAUCCACAUAAGCUGUGUUUUCUAUAUUGUGUGUGACUUUCUGGAACUGGGGGUUCCCCUACCCCCUUUACCUGGUGUUAAAUUUUCUUUUUGUAUCAAUGGAUCUGGGCCCAAGACACUACUCACACUGGAAGGGGAUUUCUAUAAUAAAUGUAUAAACUAAA
This is a messenger RNA of Arvicola amphibius (Eurasian water vole), 3778 nucleotides long. RefSeq names its product coiled-coil domain containing 120 (gene Ccdc120). The record is from RefSeq and is a predicted model, not a curated record. Lineage: Eukaryota; Metazoa; Chordata; Mammalia; Rodentia; Cricetidae.